GCUGUGGUUCAGCUUCUGUUGCGAGUUCGCAUUGAUUACUGAAUUCCUUCUUUCAUGUGACAAACAUCGCAAUGGACUUCACCCGUCUGGGGUUUGUGGCCUUGUUAUGCGUUUGUGCACACGCCGCUUCGCCGCCCAAUUUCCUCGUGCUCUUCGCCGAUGAUUUGGGUUUUGGGGACUUGGGCUGUUACGGACACCCCAGCUCGCUUAGCCCGAAUCUGGACCGACUUGCAGCUGGGGGGCUCCGCUUCACGGACUUCUACUGCACCAGCCCCCUCUGCAGCCCGUCCAGGGCAUCGCUGCUGACGGGGCGCUAUCAGACCCGUUCGGGUAUCUACCCCGGAGUUCUGUACCCCGGUUCCGUAGGCGGCCUCCCACUAAACGAGACCACCAUCGCCGAGGUGCUGAAGCCUCUGGGCUACGCCACGGCCGCCGUGGGCAAGUGGCACCUGGGAGUCGGGCCCAACGGAACCUUCCUUCCCACCAGGCAGGGCUUCGACGAGUACCUCGGCAUUCCGUACUCGCACGACAUGGGUCCAUGUCACAACCUGACCUGCUUCCCUCCGGACGUAAAGUGCUUCGGGAUGUGCGACGUGGGCACCGUGCUGGUCCCGCUGAUGCACAACGAAGACAUCAAGGAGCAGCCUGUUAACUUCUUGGAUCUGGAACGAGCUUACAGCGACUUCUCAGCCAGCUUCAUCGCCUCCGCGUCCAAGAGGAAACAACCUUUCUUCCUUUACUAUCCUUCCCAUCACACCCAUUACCCGCAAUAUGCAGGGCCGGGGGCUGCCGGGAAGACGUCAAGAGGGCCGUUUGGAGACUCUCUGCUGGAGUUUGACAACACUGUCGGAAAGCUGCUGGCCACCCUGGAGGAGAGUGGCGUGAUCAACAACACGCUGGUCUUCUUCACGGCAGACAACGGGCCUUCGCUAAUGCGCAUGUCCCGAGGCGGCAAUGCAGGCGCUCUGAGAUGUGGCAAAGGUACCACAUACGAGGGCGGCAUGAGGGAGCCCGCCAUUGCCUUCUGGCCCGGCACCAUCACACCAGGUGUGACUCGUGAGCUGGCCAGCAGUCUAGACAUCCUGCCCACCAUCGCUAGGCUAGCCGGUGCUAGAGUGCCCCAAGUGGCGCUGGAUGGUUUUGACAUGACUGAAAUCCUUACCAACCAGGGAAAGAGUAAAAGGGAGGCAAUAAUGUUCUACCCCUCUGACCCAAGUGAACAGUUGGGCCUGUUUGCUCUGCGACUUGAGAAGUACAAGGCGCACUUCUACACGCGAGGUUCGACGCAUAGCAGCACCACCCCCGACAAAGAAUGCUCAGCGUUCUCCGUCCUAAAUUUUCACGACCCGCCGCUGCUCUUCGACUUGGAGGCGGACCCCUCGGAGCGCUACCCGCUCGUGCCGGGCGGCGAGACGGACGUCCCAGCAUUGCUGGAGAGGAUCAAGAAAGUCAAGGAGCAGUUUGAAGCAUCCAUGUCGUUCGGAGAGAGUGAGAUCGGGAAAGGAAGCGACCCGCAGCUGGAGCCUUGCUGCAGUCCGGAGUGCAGUCAGAAACCUCACUGCUGUCAGUGUUGACGGUUCAAAACAAACAGACUGUAGAAAUAACCCGAACCCUAACCCUAACCCAUGAAGGAGUUAAACAAAUGUAUUUCUUUGUGGUCUUUCUGUUGGCACUUAAAACUGUACAAUUUUAUAUUUCGUCAGCCUAAUAGCAUAAUUGCCCAAGUCAGAUAUUCUGAAAGUGUGGUACAAGUACCACGAGUGUUAUGCGAAAGAAUCACUGAAUUACUAUAUACAGUGGGUACGGAAAGCAUUCUGACCCCUUAAAUUUUUUACUGUUUGUUAUAGUGCAGCCCUUUGCUGAAAUAUCACACAGCCAUAAGUAUUCAGACCCUUUGCUCAGUAUUUAUUAGAAGCACAGUUUAGAAUUAAGGCCAAAACAUUCUGUCUUGGUCUCAUCAGACCAGAGAAUCUUAUUUCUCACCAUCUUGGAGUCCUUCAGGUGUUUUUUUAGCAAACUCCAUGCAGGCUUUCAUGUCUUGCACUGAGGAGAGGCUUCCAUCGAGCCACUCUGCCAUAAAGCCCAGACUGUUGACCUCACUCACCAAGGCUCUUCUCCCCCAAUUUCUCAGUUUGGCCGGACGGCCAGCUCCAGGCAGGGUUCUGAUCGUCCCAAACGUCUUCCAUUUCAGGAUUAUGGAGGCAACUGUGCUCCUAGGAACCUUAAGUUCAGCAGACACUUUAUUAGAACCUUGGCCAGAUCUGUGCCUUGCCACAAUUCUGUCUCUGAGCUCUUCAGGCAGUUCCCUUGACCUCAUGAUUCUCAUUUGCUCUGACUUGCACUGUGAGCUGUAAGGUCUUAUAUAGACAGGUGUGUGGCUUUCCUAAUCAAGUCCAAUCAGUAUAAUCAAACACAGCUGGACUCCAAUGAAGGUGUAGAACCAUCUCAAGCAUGAUCAGAAGAAAUGGAAACCACCCAAGUUAAAUAUGAGUGUCACAGCAAAGGGUCUGAAUUACUUAUGGCUGUUUGAUAUUUCAGUUUUUCUUUUUUAAUAAAUCUGCAAAAAAAUUCAACAAUAAAAAUGUUUUUCUGUCAAUAUGGGCUGCUGUGUGUACAUUAAUGAGGAAAAAAUGAACUUAAAUUAUUUUAGCAAAUGGCUGCAAUAUACAAAAGAGUGAAAAAUGUAAUACUUUCCGUACCCACUGUAUGUUCAAACUGUGCAUAAUGUUAGAGUGAUUUAAAUUUCCUUUUUUUUCUCCAGCACAGAACAUUUGUGAAGCACAGUUCACCUGCGUUUAACUUUUAAGUAAAAUACAGUUGCAUUUAAUCUUGUAGGACUAUUUUCAAAAUUGUACUUAGGUAAAAUUUUAAUGUAACUCAUUCCUUAAGUAGUUUUAUUAUUCCCUAAAUUUACAAGAGAGCUACGUUGUUGUUGUUUUUUGUGGUGGUACUUGAUUUUAAAAACUUUCAGAACCACUGGCCCUUUUUUAAAUUACACAAUAAAUUACUGGCCCUUUUUUAAAUUACACAAUUAAAUUACACAAUAGCAAUUUAAAAAAAAAAAAACAACAACAAUGUGCUUGCUCGUUUUUCAGUGUAGAUUCUCACACAUCAGCGCAAUUCACGAAGGUUGAACUGUGGCAGUUGGCUGAAAGCGUUAACAAUGACUUGGCCAAUGUUGCUGUUGGGCUAACAAGAUGUUUGCUAGCACUUAACGUACUGUUCAAGUCAAUUCUGACCUGUUUUGACAUUUGACAAUGAUAAAAUACUAUUACGAUGUAAUAUAAUGUAGCAGAUGAUUUAAAAAAAAAAAGCGAACUGGGCUGUUCCUAUUGGUUGAAUUUGUUGGUUGUUUUUCUUGUACAUGUAUACCACAGUAUACCCAUGUGCAGUAAAAGAUCAGAUCAUCACCUCCAA
Messenger RNA from Phycodurus eques (leafy seadragon), 3417 nucleotides. RefSeq names its product arylsulfatase A (gene arsa). The record is from RefSeq and is a predicted model, not a curated record. NCBI's taxonomy places the organism in Eukaryota, Metazoa, Chordata, Actinopteri, Syngnathiformes, Syngnathidae. The transcript is spliced from 8 exons. Gene Ontology annotation, molecular function: arylsulfatase activity. The coding region runs from base 72 to 1574 and encodes 500 amino acids.